Molecule: messenger RNA, 1144 nt
Organism: Lotus japonicus
Lineage: Eukaryota; Viridiplantae; Streptophyta; Magnoliopsida; Fabales; Fabaceae
Exons: 3
Coding region: 57-869 (270 amino acids)
Molecular function (GO): protein binding
Source: RefSeq, a predicted model, not a curated record
UUUCAAAGCAGUGUAAACUUAACCAGUCCAAAGUCCAAACCCAUAAAAUCUAAGCUAUGGGAACUUCUCUCAUCCGAACCGGUUCGUUCCCGGUCCAGAAACCUCUCCUUCCGGGUUCAACCCGGUUCUCUCUCUCGCGCCAAGCCUCUCUCGCCGGCGAUAAGAACCACCCUCUAUCGCCGAGGCUUUCACUGCAUUUCUGCUCCAACGGCCGCCGCGACACGCCAGCGAGCGGGAUCCAAAGAGCGUUCUCCGAAGGCUCGUUGAUUCGUUCCGGUAGUGACAAUUUCGGCCUUCGCCGGAAUCUGAAUCGGUCUCUCCCGGCGAUCAUACUAGACGAAGAAGAAUUCCUCACCGACGAGGACAGCACCGCUUACCGCCGGCCGGAGAGCAGAAUUCCGGUGGUGGAUCUCGGAUCAGGUUGUGGAUCCGGCUACGGAGGCGAUUACAGAAACGAUGCCGUCACCGGCGGGAACGGCGGUGAAAGGAUUAAAAUAGGCGCGUAUUAUGAGGAAAUGUUGAAGUCAAACCCUACCGACGCGCUUUUGCUGAGAAACUACGGCAAAUUUCUUCACGAGGUGGAGAAUGAUAUGGUGAAAGCAGAGGAAUAUUACGGAAGAGCGAUUCUAGCGAAUCCUAGCGAUGGCGAACUUCUUUCGUUGUAUGGGAAAUUGAUCUGGGAAAUGGAGAGAGAUCAAGAGAGAGCCCAAUGUUACUUUGAUCAGGCAAUUCAUGUUGCUCCUGAUGAUUGCACGGUGCUGGGAUCCAAUGCACACUUCAUGUGGGAAUCGGAGGAGGAGGUGGUUAACGGCGGAGGAAUGAAGGGGAAAGCGGAGGAAUCGGCGGCAGAGCUGAUCGCUGCUUGUUAAUAGGAAUUUUGAUUAACGGGCGUGAGAAUGCCACUUGUAUGUUAUAUUUCUAACUGACAUUGAAUGUGAAGGUUAACAAUAAUGGAGUCGUUUUGUUUGAUGUGUCUAACUAGAAGCUCCAAGAAACUCCGCAUCCAAGAAUAGAGACUGAAAGCGAAAUCUGUGUCAAUUGUAAUUAUUCUUUUCUACUUGUUCCUUCUGCUGGCUUGUACCUUGUAACUUAACAUGUAUCAUAUUAAUUAAAGCUAAAGAGUUAUGAACAAUUUUUGCAUGAA